Messenger RNA from Engraulis encrasicolus (European anchovy), 2614 nucleotides. RefSeq names its product heat shock protein 5 (gene hspa5). Gene Ontology annotation, molecular function: ATP binding; ATP-dependent protein folding chaperone. The record is from RefSeq and is a predicted model, not a curated record. Gene Ontology annotation, cellular component: endoplasmic reticulum chaperone complex; membrane; endoplasmic reticulum lumen. Lineage: Eukaryota; Metazoa; Chordata; Actinopteri; Clupeiformes; Engraulidae. The transcript is spliced from 8 exons. Gene Ontology annotation, biological process: endoplasmic reticulum unfolded protein response. The coding region runs from base 129 to 2093 and encodes 654 amino acids.
UUGGUAUCAUUUAGCAAAUGUACAGUUUAGGGAGAAGACGUUGAAAAUUAUUGUGUCGCUGGUGAAGCUACUGAACUUAUUUCAGCUAACGAUUUAUUUGGGACCAUUUACAGAAAGACCUGAUCAUUAUGAGGCUGCUCCUUGCGUGGCUGGUGGUGGUCGGCACCGUCUAUGCCGAUGAUGAUGGGGGAAAGGAAAACGUGGGCACUGUGGUGGGCAUCGAUCUUGGAACAACAUAUUCCUGUGUGGGAGUCUUCAAGAACGGCCGUGUGGAAAUCAUCGCCAAUGACCAGGGUAACAGAAUCACCCCCUCCUAUGUGGCCUUCACUGCUGAGGGGGAGCGUCUGAUCGGAGACGCCGCCAAGAACCAGCUGACGUCCAACCCCGAGAACACCGUCUUUGACGCCAAGAGAAUGAUCGGUCGAACUUGGGGCGACUCCUCUGUCCAGCAGGACAUCAAGUACUUCCCAUUCAAGGUCAUUGAGAAGAAGACCAAGCCUCACAUCCAGCUUGACAUCUUAGGCCAGAUGAAGACCUUUGCCCCUGAGGAGAUCUCCGCCAUGGUUCUCGUCAAGAUGAAGGAGACUGCAGAGGCAUACCUCGGAAAGAAGGUCACCCAUGCCGUGGUCACUGUCCCUGCUUACUUCAACGAUGCCCAGCGCCAAGCCACCAAGGAUGCCGGAACCAUCGCCGGUCUCAAUGUCAUGAGGAUCAUCAACGAGCCAACUGCCGCUGCUAUUGCCUAUGGCUUGGACAAGAAGGGCGGUGAGAAGAACAUCCUGGUGUUCGAUCUGGGCGGUGGUACCUUCGACGUGUCCCUCCUGACCAUUGACAACGGUGUGUUUGAGGUCGUGGCCACCAACGGAGACACCCACUUGGGAGGCGAAGACUUUGACCAGCGUGUUAUGGAGCACUUCAUCAAGCUGUACAAGAAGAAGACCGGCAAAGAUGUGCGCAAGGACAACCGUGCCGUUCAGAAGCUUCGUCGUGAAGUUGAGAAGGCCAAGAGAGCCCUGUCUGCCCAGCAUCAAGCACGCAUCGAGAUCGAGUCCUUCUUCGAGGGUGAAGACUUCUCCGAGACCCUGACCCGUGCCAAGUUUGAGGAGCUCAACAUGGACCUCUUCCGUUCCACCAUGAAGCCCGUGCAGAAGGUCCUGGAAGACUCCGACCUGAAGAAGUCCGACGUCGACGAGAUCGUGCUGGUGGGCGGCUCCACUCGUAUCCCCAAGGUCCAGCAGCUGGUGAAGGAGUUCUUCAACGGCAAGGAGCCGUCCAGAGGCAUCAACCCCGACGAGGCCGUGGCCUACGGAGCUGCCGUGCAGGCCGGCGUGCUGUCCGGAGAGGAGGACACCGGCGACCUGGUCCUCCUGGACGUGUGCCCCCUGACGCUGGGUAUCGAGACCGUGGGAGGUGUCAUGACUAAGCUGAUCCCCAGGAACACCGUGGUGCCCACCAAGAAGUCCCAGAUCUUCUCCACAGCCUCCGACAACCAGCCCACUGUCACCAUCAAGGUCUACGAAGGUGAGCGCCCCCUGACCAAGGACAACCACCUGCUGGGUAACUUUGACCUGACUGGCAUCCCCCCCGCACCCCGCGGCGUCCCCCAGAUCGAGGUGACCUUCGAGAUCGACGUCAACGGCAUCCUGCGCGUCACCGCCGAGGACAAGGGCACCGGCAACAAGAACAAGAUCACCAUCACCAACGACCAGAACCGUCUGACCCCAGAGGACAUCGAGAGGAUGGUGAACGACGCCGAGCGCUUCGCCGACGAAGACAAGAAGCUGAAAGAGCGCAUCGACGCCCGCAACGAGCUGGAGAGCUACGCCUACUCCCUGAAGAACCAGAUUGGCGACAAGGAGAAGCUGGGCGGCAAGCUGUCCGACGAGGACAAGGAAACCAUCGAGAAGGCCGUGGAGGCAGGGAUCGAGUGGAUGGAGUCCAACCAGGAGGCCGACACGGAAGACUUCAAGGCCAAGAAGAAGGAGAUUGAGGAGGUGGUCCAGCCAAUCAUCGGCAAGCUCUACGGCAGCGCAGGCGGUCCUCCUCCCGAGGAGGGGGGCGAAGGCGAUCAGGAUGAGAAGGACGAGUUGUAGGCGUGAUGCCCACUUCUCCAAACUCUCUCUCACACACACAUGCACGCACACAAGCUGUUCUCCCAGACGCCCUGGCCUCUCUGGCAGUGAUGCAGAUGUACAUAUUGAAAUGACUUGACAAUGAUGGACAAUUGUGAGGACAGAGGUGGAAGGGAAGAACAAGCAAAGACCAACAACACCACAGGAAAAAAAAAAUCUGGAAAAGACUUUCUUUUGAGAAGCUGUAGAAAAGUGCGGAUGUGCUCUUCACUUGUUCCAAGUGGAGAUUUAGUCAGCCUGGAUCGAGGCUUACUGCUGUUCUGAGGCAGUCCGAAUCGGGGUUCCUCUUGGGGGUUGGGGUGGGCUUAGUUGGGGAGGGGGUUGGGGUUGGCUGUGGUUCCAUGGGCACUUGGGGUUGUCAUGUUCUCAUCUUUACAGUUUAUUUAUUGAAAUCAGGCCAUAGUAGAAAAUGUUGUUUCUACAAAGACAGAAAUGGAAAUAAAUGUUUGAUAAUAAAACAGACUUUUUGGGUCUUACAUGUC